Messenger RNA from Fundulus heteroclitus (mummichog), 7541 nucleotides. It is a transcript of the gene nin, whose product is annotated as ninein (GSK3B interacting protein). Gene Ontology annotation, biological process: centrosome localization; centrosome-templated microtubule nucleation; microtubule anchoring at centrosome. The transcript has 27 exons. Lineage: Eukaryota; Metazoa; Chordata; Actinopteri; Cyprinodontiformes; Fundulidae. Gene Ontology annotation, molecular function: calcium ion binding. Bases 53 to 6496 code for a protein of 2147 amino acids. Gene Ontology annotation, cellular component: mitotic spindle pole; pericentriolar material; ciliary transition fiber. The record is from RefSeq and is a predicted model, not a curated record.
AUGACGCUGGAGGAGUUUGCGGGAAAGCUCAGUAGCUGAGCGGCCGCCUCGGAUGAAGGUGCAGUCAGAAAAGCACGCCGUGGAAGUCGACGCUCCCGCCCUGAUUGGCGGGCUGCUGUCCCGUGGGAUGGAUGACGGCCAGGAGCAGGACAGCUACGAGGAGCGCCUGAAGGAAGUCUUCAACAGUUUCGACACCAGCGGCUGCGGCUCGCUGAGUCCAGAGGAGCUCUCUGACCUCUGUCAGUCUCUGCACCUGGACCAUGCGGCGCCGAGCCUCCUCCACACGCUGCUCCAGGACCAGGACCGCAUCACGGCCAGGGUUGGCUUCGACCAGUUCAAGCAAGCGCUCAUCCUGGUGCUGUCGUCAGCCAUCGAGCCUCCCGAAGCCGAACAGGACCCCCCGCCACAGCCAGAGUCUCCUGAGAUCAAACCAAAGUUCGUGAAGGGCAGCAAACGUUACGGCCGCCGCUCUACGCCGGAGCUCCUGGAGCCCGUCUCAGACCUGUCCGAAGUCACUAACUUUAACCCAGCCGACGAGGAGGAUGUGGAGGACAACGAUGACUCUGCUGUUCCCAGGAAGCGUGAGCGCUGGAAUGCCCACAACAUCAGCACAGAGGAGUACGAGGCAGAGGGCCAGAUGCAUCUGUGGAACCCCGACGAGCCAAGCACGCCCCGGGGGUCCAGCGCCCCCCUGUCCGAACGCUCGGAGGAGCGACUGCGCGAAGCGUGCGAGGACGUGGCCAUGGCUUGGGACGGAUGUGCGCCUCAGUCCGAGCUGCUGGCUCUGUGUGAACGUCUGGGCCUGGAGGUGAACAGUGAUGUUCUCCUCAGUCUGGCUGACGACGGAGUGAUGAAUGUUCAAGAUUUCUUCUCCAGGGUGGUGAACAGCAACAAACCGCUGACGCCCUCCGCCUCCACUCCAUAUAGGCAACUUAAACGACAUCACUCUACUCAGCCGUUUGAUGAGGGAGGCCGUAGAAUCUCUGCUCUGACCGGCACCAUCGGCAUGCGUCUGUUCUCGACGCUUGAUGACGGCAGCGGUUUCACUCCAGCUGAAUACAUCCUGGACGCCUGGAUAGAGGAGGGAAUAGAAAACAGCGCCGACAUCCUCCAGGCUUUGAACUUCGACCUAGAUGGAAAACUAAGUCUCGGCGACCUGACUGUGGCCCUGGAAAACGAGCUGCUCAGUACCAAGAAUCAAAUUCACCAAGCAGCAGUGGCAAGCUUCAAAGCUGAAAUCAGAUAUCUCCUGGAGCGAGUGGACCGGGAAAUCCGGGAGAAGGAGAAAAUCCAGUCGGAUCUGGAAAAGGCCGAGAAGCAGAAGACUCAGCUCGCCACGGAGGUGGAUGAGCAUCACUCUGCGAUUGAGCACAUGAAUAAUCUAAAUCUCAGGAAGCUUGAGCAGGACUACAAGGAGAAGCUGGCAGCUGUGCGGUCGCAGCUGAUGAAGGAGAUGGACCAGAUCCAGCAGCAGGCCGGCCUGCAGCGCGAAGAACUGGAGGCAGAGAUGGAGAAGAUCAGGGAAGCCGAAUCAUUGCUCAGAGAUCACCUCUCCAUCUCAGUGAAGGAGAACAGGCGACUCGAGGUGGAUUUGCUUGACUGCAGUGAAAAGCUAACGGAGGCACAGAGCCAAAUAAGCAAACUCCAGGCAAAUCUGGAGAACCUCAUGAAAGACAAGUUUGGAGACCUGGACCCUGGCAGCGCAGACUUCUUUCUUCAGGAGGAUCGCAUCAAACAGCUACGCUGCAGUUAUGAAGCCCAAUGCAGGGAGCUGCAGGAUCGCAUCGACGAGCUGCAGUCAGAGCUGCGGGAUUUUCACGCUCUCGGACGAUCUCAGGAGUCUGGAGGCAAACCUCUGUCUGAGGAGCUGGAGAGCAAAAGCCCCGGCAUGGAGUCCGACCCAGGUCUCGGUUCAGACGAGGUUCAGCCUUUCAGCAUGAGCCUGGAGGCCGAGAUGAUGCUGGAGCAGCUCAAGGAGCAGCACCUACGGGAAAUGGAGGAUUUGCAAAACCAGCUUGAAAGCAAGAUCGCGGAAUUUGAAAAGUUGCUGGAGAAACAGAACGAGACCCACAAAGACCAGAAAGCUGCCUUGAUCCUCCGGUACCAACAGGAGAGCCAGACUUUGAAGGAGGAGCUGGCCAGAGCUCAGAGCCAGCUCCAGCAUGCAGAGCUGAAGCUGAAGCAGGCCGGCGAGGAGCAAGACCUCAAGAACCAGCAGGAAGACGAAGCCGGACCUCUCAGACAACAGCUGCUGGAAGCACACGCUCAGAUCGCUGACCUGGAGGACCAGCUGAACUCCCUGGAAAGCCAGCAGGCGGAGACGGAGGAAAACCUUCUCUCUGAGAUGGAAGAGCUGAGGAACCGACACGCCGCAGAGGUCCGAAAACUACAGGAGGAGCAGGCCAGACUGGCGCGGGAGGGACAGAAGCUGCAGCAGCAAAGGGAUGAGCUGGAGCAAAGGCUAGUUGAUGACUGGGAAAGGGAAAAGAAAGUCCUGGAAGAAAGCCACCAAAACGAACUUAGAGUCCAGUUAGAGGAGGCGAAGCUGCUGCGUGAGAAGGAGCGGGACGAGACGGUGAGCGAACUGACGGAGCGCUGGCAGGCGGAGCGGGCGCGGCAGGAGGAGCAGAACAACAAGACUCUGCAGGCGCUCCUCGAGGAGGAGAUGCUGGGACUGGUCAGGGAGCAAGAGGAGAAGGAGAACGCGCUGAGGGAGCAGUGGGCGAGCGAACGGGCUCAGCUCCAGGAGCGGCACGACGAGGCCGUCCUGGACCGAGUCCUUCAGGAGAGGCUGCAGCUGCAGGAGCAGUUUGAGCUGAGGGAGACGCGCUUGAAGGAGGAGUGGGAGAGGGAGAAGCUACAGCUGGAGGAGGACUACGAAGGGAUGCUCCAGGAGCGGCUGAAUGAGGAGCGAGAGAAGCUUGAGGCCGAGAGGGAGGAGGAGGAGAGGAGGACGGAGAAGCUGAUGGCCGAGGAGAGGGCCCGGCUAGAGGAGAGCCACGGGGAGGCCGUGAGGGAGCUCGUCCGCAAGCACGCUGAGGAGAGGAGCGCACUGGGCGCCGUGUUGGACAAGCUACGAGAGGACAUCGCUAAGGAAAGGAAGGCAGUAGAGAUCAGCUUCACCCAGAGAAUCCGAGAAGUAGAAGAGCGCUUCUCAUGCGAUCAGGAAUCUGCGGCGGAGCGGUUUCAAGUCGAGAUCUUCAAACUCGAACAGCAUUACCAAAGUGAGCUGAGGAGCCUCUGUGAAAGCCACGGCGAGCAAAAGCUACGCUGGCAGACAGAAAUGCAGAAAGUUCUCCAGGACGCAGAAGAACAAAGAAAAACGGCGGAGGAGGCCGUGGAGCAGGAGAGGGAGAGACGUAAUGGGGAGUGGGAGGACGAGCGACGAGAGCUUGAAAAUGCUCACGCCGAAGAGAUUGAAGCGCUAAAGGUGGAGAUCAAGCAGCUCCAAAGUGAACUGGAGGAUGUUCUAACGAGGGCCCAGAGCAAGGAAAUAGAGCUCAGCAUGCAGCUGAACGAGCUCCACAGCCGGCUCCAGGAGCAACACCAGCUCCUCGCUCAGUCCGAGGAGAGGUUUCUGCAGACAGAGCUGCUUCUCAGUCAAACCGUGGACGAUUUUAAGCAGGAGAGGGCAGAGCUGCUCAGCAACAAUUCAGGACUUCAGGCAAAGUGCAGUGAGCUUACUUCCCAUUCUGAGGGGCAGGCUGCAGAGAGGAUUGGACUGCUAACCGAGCGGGAUGACUUGCAGGUUAAAGUUGAGGAGCUGGAGGCGCUUCUCAAACAAGCAGCGCUGGACUUUGAGCUUGAGAGGAGGGAGAUGCUGGAGAGUCUGGUGGUUCUGGAGGCAAAACUCAGAGAUGCUCCAGAAGUUGACAUCCAGACGUCCCGAGCAGAAAGCAAUGUAAAGGAGCUACAGGUGCAGCAGGAACAGAUUUUAUCCACUGUAAAUGAAACCAUUGGGAAGGAAUCAAACAAUGUCAGUGCAUUUAUAGAGAAGCAAGACGAUGAAUCCUCUCCGGAUCUGUCUGAUCAAGACGAAGAUGUAUCAGAAAGGCUCUCUGGUCUGGCAAGUUUAAAGGCCGACCCAGACUGCGAUGGUGGUGACUUUGCCACCAUUGAGGAUCAGAUGGAUGAGCAGGAUCGCCAAGAUGAAGGGACUGAAAAUCAGGACGUACAGACUGAAGACUCUAGUGCUUUCGAUGAGGGUCGCAAUGAUGACAACCUCGGCGUUCCUUCUGAUCAAAAACUGGGCUCAGAAUCACCUGACGGUUAUUUUUAUGUCGAAUACAAAAACAAAGCGGUUUCCCCUGAGAUGCAGGGUGAAGACUUCUCCCCGCUCCAGGCGAUGGCGGACGGUGAAAAUAAAGCAGCUCGUGAAUCAUGCAACCAGGAGACCAAACCACAAGAGGACCAUGGAAGCCGUUUCCACGGAGAUCAGCAGCAUCAUGAGACUGUGGUUGGGGCUUUACUGCCGGAGGAGACAGCAGGUGACCCCGCUGAGCUCUCAGUGCAGGAUGCCGAGAUUAAUUGUUUACCAAAUAGUUCUCACGACCGGCAGGGAAGCCUUGACUGGGAUUGUGAGAACGAGAACCAGGACAAGUCUAGCAACGAUGGUGUAGAAACUGUUGACGGGGCGUUUGAUCGUGAGAGCCAAGAGUGUGCUACUGUAAAACUGCAGGCGUCGUAUAACGCUGCCACAGAGGAGAAUGUCCUGCUACAUGAGAAGAUCUCCUUGCUCCAGCAGAAAACGGAAAUACUCGAGAGUUUGCUGGCGCACCACGGCGACAAGUUCAAAAGCGGUCGGCAGAUUCUGGAGGAAAACUACAAGCUCAAAGUGCAGACGCUGGUGUUGAUGGAGCAUGUCCGAGAGCUGCAGGCGAAGAGCUUAAAGAUGGCAGACCUCCAGAUCAGAUACGACGACUGCAUGUGCGAAAACGCUAAGCUCAAGGAGCAAAACGACGCCCUCGAAAACCGGGUGUGGAGCCUCGAGAGCAGGCUCAAUGUUUUCCACGACUGCCGAGGUCGGCACGCCUCGCUCGUGGAUGAGAUCAGCGGGAUGCGGGCGGAGAACGACGAGCUCUCUCGCCUGCUGAGCGAACUGGAGAGGCAAGACGAGCUUUUGACCUCUGACACGGCGGAGAGACCCGUGGAUGAGGCACCGGUGCCCCUCUGUGAUCACCUGGGGGAGAAAUCUCCCGCAGGAACCGGUGUCGAGGACUGCUGCAAGGAGUUUGAAGAGCAGAACGGCAGACUCCGCCGAGCCAUCGCGGAGCUGCAGGACGAGUUGCAGAUAAUAAACGAAGCCACUCGGGCUCAUAGGUCUGAAGCGAUGCAUCUCGCUGAGGAAAACAUCUCUCUGCAGAAAAACAUCACUGCGCUGAAGGAAGGAGACUUAAAGGACGUCAAGGACGAGUUGAUACAAACUUUGGAGCACUUGGAAAAAGAAAAGUGUGCAGCUCAACAAUCAGCUGAACAUUUCACUAAACAGAUUUCAGAGUUGCAUCUUCAGAGCCAGCGACUGGAAGAUGACAACGGCACGCUGACAGAGAAAAAUGCCCAAAGCGUCGCCGACAUAGAGAGUCUACGAGAGCAGCUAGCUGAGCUGAUAACGGAAAACGAGACGAGGGAGGCGUUCCACUCUGAAGAGAGAAACGAGAUGGCAGCGUGUGUGUCUGGUCUGGAGGCAGAGUUAACCAAAGCUCUGGAGGACACUACACAGCUGGAGGAGAGAAAUGUCCAGCUCUCACAGCAGCUCUCUGAUCUCAGGGAGAAGUUGAAAUCUGCAGAUGAAAGCUUUAAAGUUGUGAACCGGCAAAAUGCUCGGCUGAAGUCGGACCUCCGCGCUGUGCAGCAGGAGAAGGAUUCCCUGAAGCACGAGGUUGCCGUGCUGCACAAGCAGCUGCAGAAUGCAAACGACAAGAACCAUAUUUUGGAGAUGACCUUGCACUCGAGCGGUCUGCAGUCUCAGAGCAAGAAGCUGUAUAGAGAAGAGCUUUCCUGGCUGAUGGAGCAGGAACAGCAGCUGCUGAGGCAGGAAAACGAGAGGCUCAAAGCUGAAGUACACGGCAUCAACAGCGACCUCGUCCAGUCCAGAGAAAAGAUCCAUCAACUUGAUGCCACAAUCCUCUCGCUGAACAAGCAGAAACAGCAAAGCCACUCCUCCCUCCUGAGGGCCCUGGAACAGGAGAACAGCUCUCUGAAACAGGAGGAGCUAGAAGCAAAAGGCAAACUGCCGCGGGGAUGUGAUCCUGAGCAAAGCCACACAGAGCUGGAUAGUCUUCAGCAAGAAAACGAGGUGCUCAAGGCUCAGAUGUCUCGGCUGUCUGCACAGGUGAUGGAGUCGUUUCAGGUCCAGUUCGGUGGACCUGUUCCUCCAUCACCACAAAGAGGGCUGAGAGGACAGCAGCGUGGUGAGGAUCCAGACAACAUGCAGGGGGCGAUGCCGGAGCAACGGGCCGCUCACGCAGACACCUACAGGCGAAUCGGUGGAUUGUGACGCCUGCUCCUUCCGCUGCGCUUAACUUUUCACUUCUCCUCCUCCGCUGCAAUAUUUGGAGCAAAUAAAGUCAGAGCGUUACACGUGAUGCUGCGUGCUUCCCGCACCCUUGUGGGAGAUUGUGAAUGGGCCUGAUUCAAAGGUGCAAAGGUGUAAUUGUGUUUCUCUGCCCCUAGGGGGCGGUGACGUGCAGAGAAGAAUCCUGUUAGUUUCUUUUUUUGUUUUUUUUUUUUACAAGGGGAUGUAGAUUACAACAAUGACAUUACCCCUAAAAGCUAUGUUUCUCUUACAUAUUUUACAAAAUAUAACUCUUAGUGUACAAACAGUCUACAAAUAUCGACAAACUGGUACAAAUUCUUUUCUAUUUUCCUAAAUAUAGUUGAUUGCAGGAAAUCUUGGUGCUGGAUGUACGUCCUGGGAGUUUUCAUUUAAAGCACUUUUACCUUUUGUAAUGAAUGUGACCGGGUAUUUAUCCUUAGAGGCGGAAUCUUGGGACUCUCUGCCCUUUUAUCAUGGAUGAAAGUCAUGUUUAGGUGUCAUCUAAGCUUUUCAUUAACUCACUAAACCUGUUACUUUAUGACAGAACAUCCCUGAUGGGUUUUCUUUUUUGUUAUUUUCGACCAAAUAUUUAUGUUAAACAAUACAUUUAGAUGAAUGUCUUCUGGACCUGUUUUUUGCUGCUGUGCAACCAAAGUGAAUCAGAGGUUUUUCUGUCUCUAACCUAUUCACAUUUUUAUUUCACUACCGGUUAUUCUAGUAUUUACUUUCAAUUAGCGUGCCAUUAUGUUUCUCUGUCUUAUGUGUUUUGAGUUGUCACUUUUUUCCACCUGUUAGUUUAUUUUUAUUUAUUUAUUUAUUUAUUUAUUUUUUGUUAUUUAUUUUAUCUUGCUAUUUUUUUAUGCAUUAAAUUAUUUUUGUAGGUUUAUAUUGAAUUAUUCUAAACGUAUUUAUUUUAAAUUUUUUUAGGGCAUAAUAUUUAGAAUUGUACCUAAUAUCAUUCAUUGCAAAAAAUCAGGUGAAAAUAAAGCAACUACAUGACCAUAAA